This is a messenger RNA of Bactrocera neohumeralis, 1177 nucleotides long. RefSeq names its product negative elongation factor E (gene Nelf-E). NCBI's taxonomy places the organism in Eukaryota, Metazoa, Arthropoda, Insecta, Diptera, Tephritidae. Gene Ontology annotation, molecular function: RNA binding. The record is from RefSeq and is a predicted model, not a curated record. Bases 58 to 915 code for a protein of 285 amino acids. Gene Ontology annotation, biological process: negative regulation of transcription elongation by RNA polymerase II. Gene Ontology annotation, cellular component: NELF complex. The transcript has 4 exons.
ACGAUUGUCUAAAAGUGAAAAGUAUAUUUCAUUUCUUGCAAUAAAUAAAACAAAAAUAUGGUUUAUAUACAUUUCCCAACCACUUUAACCGAGGAAGAGCAUAUGCUGCAAGCAAAAUAUCAAAAACUAAAGAAAAAGAAAAAAGCCUUGCAAGCGUUAAAAGCACCAAAACCAGAACCAGAGAAACCACUAACAUUGAAGCGUCCCACUGAUGCUCGCGAUGCACGUGAAGUAGCGCGUAAAUUAAUUAAAAGUGGCGCAAUACCAGCUAUCCAAAAGCAGCAAACCAAACAAGACCAAACCUCAUUUAAACGUCCCAAGGGACAAGAGCGCGCUAAGCGUGCGCCCGAAACCAGCGUAGCAGCCUAUCAACCAUUCUCGUCUACACAAAAUGAUGUGGCACAGGAGACAAUCAUUAGUGAAAUCAUAAAAGAAGAACCGCGUAUGCAAAACCUUUAUCAACAUUUCGCCACUGAACGCGAUCGCAAAGAACGUGGUCUAAAUGAUAAAACGCCAUUGGAUUCAACACAACCAGAAAAGCCACGCACCGGCAAUACCAUAUUCGUUUCGGGCAAUAAAGUAACCGAAGAAUUUUUGAAGAAAACUUUCAACGAUUAUGGCACAAUUGUUAAUGUAUCAAUGGAAAUUGAGAAAAGUCGUGGGUUCGUUUCGUUUGCUAAACCAGAAUCAGCUGAUCGUGCUAUUGCCGAAAUGCAUGGCAAAAGCGUUAACGGGAUUAAUUUGCAAGUGCAACUGGCGCGCCGUCAACCACAAAUUGAGCCUAUAAAUGACGCUUCAUCUUCGGCCGUGUGGUCGUCUAUAGCGGCGAGUGAUUCGCAAAAGGGCAGCCACAAAGACGGCCGCGAAAUGGUUCAGUAUGACGAGGACUUUUUACUGCAAACAAGUUUUGAAUAAAUAGUGUUUAAAAAUUUAAUAUAUAAUAAUAUACCAACUAAGUUAUAAGCCUACGCCAGCGUUAGCAGCAAUAACUUAACAGCAUUUUCCCACAGUUAUGAAGCAAAUUGUGAAAAUUUUCCGCUUUAAGGUAGGCAAAGGCCAACAAUAUGUACACAAGUAGUUUGUUUGAACUUUACUUUAUUGAAAAAUUUUACACUUUCAGUAUUUCUUAAUAUGAGUGUGUAUGAAUUUUGAAUAUAUAAUUAUUAUAAAUAAUAAA